AUGACCAUCAUGGACAACGCGGUUGUCUCAGAAGGCAGGGGAGAGGCCACUAAUGUGGGCGCGAACGUCCCAGGUGCGCUCGGUGCAAUCGGAUUGAUACGAUAUGUCAGUAUCCCAGCCCUCCAAAUCGACGGGGCCCGCGAGGCUCACUCUCGACGUGCCGUUCCCCAGCAACCCUACAAUGGGCCAGACCCGCAACAAAUUCCUGUUCAUGCCCUCAAUCCAAAUCCGCGACAUCGUAUUGCAAGCCUCGGCCGCGAUAAUCCUCUCGAAGGGGAUGUAUUUCGUGAUAAUGACGAUGAAAUUGACGACACAUCCGUCCCGCCUGUCACAGGGACUCAUGUACUCUCAGAUUCCUACUCAACACAGCUGCGUGUGGCAAGUUUAUCCACACCCGAAUUCGGUCGGGUCUCCGAUCAGCCACCGUUACCACCAACCGCCCUUGGGCUCUCUCUACUGGAAAUUUACUUUUCACGCGUGUAUAAUGCAUCCCUUCUGUUUCACAAACCUGUUCUCUUUCAGCAAUACCUCACUGGGGGACUCCAUGGGACUCUUUUGAAAGCAUUACUGGCGUUAGCAACCUUAUUUCUUCGUCCGACAAAUAACGACGACGACGAAUCUAAGGGGGGAGUGGAACACACGGAGUUGAAACUUCUUCGUGCAUAUCAUCCCUAUGGCCUUCCCUGGGCGAAGGCCGCGGAAAGGGAGGCUUUCAUGAUGGCUGUGGAUGCCCCAUGUCUCAUGGUAACUCAGGCAUUAGAGUGCCUUCAGCUGUAUUGGUUUGGCAUUGGGCAGCCGCACUCAGCCAACUUAUGCCUCGCACUGGCCUACCGAUCCUGUAACCUUCUUGGAUAUGGCAAGAAGGUCACUGACAAAUUGGAAAGUUCUACCUGGUCGCUUGAUUCAGAACUCGGUCGUCGGUGCUUCUGGGCGUGUUGGACUUCUACAUGCAUUGUGAUGGAGCCAGAACCAUAUAUCACAUCGUGUUGGCAGGAGGCGGCCGAGGUGCCCCUCCCAGGAGUUAUUUCCAAUACAAUAUCAGGUCCUGAUAUAACUCUACACGAGAAAAUGGAUGGGAAUUGGCAUUCCAGCGCCGUGGAAUCAGGAAGCAGAACCGAUACUCAUCCUGGAGCCGCAGCUUGCUUAAUGAAGAUGGUUGGACUGUGGGCGAAGAUACAGUUAUCAUGCAACGAUCGCGUUUAUUCAACCGCCCAGAACUUGGACUUGAUGCAGCAACUAUCAUUCUUGGCAACAUCGCUGUUUGACAACGCAAUCACAAUGAGAACAUCGGAACUCAGUGACUUAUCAUCGGAGGAUCAAGUUAUAAUUCUUGUGCAUGAUGCUAUCUACCAUCAAUGCCAAAUGACCUUGCACUCGAUGAAUGUUCCAUUGUUUUCCGGUAUCUCUGCUGACCCAAAGGUUGACCUCGAUACGCAAAAACAAAGCGCGAAGACUGUCGUGAAACACGCGGAGCUGUUUCAUAGCCUACUAGAGUCUUGUUUCUCUGGGCGAUACCAUGUCUCACGUCUUCCUCCUCUUGUUGGCUAUGGUGCUUUUCUCGCUGGUAUCGUUCUCCUGGUCGCGGAAUUAUCUUGCCAGGGAAAAGACGCAAACAUACCACCUGUUCAAAGUUUGAAGAGUAAUUACAAACUUGCUGCUGCCAGGUCAAUAUUGCGCUUAUUAGACGAUUUGCGAAUAUAUUGGCCAGCGCUACAGCAUCCGUGGGAAAGGUUGCAUGCAGCUCUUGAUAUGGGCUUAUCGAAGCAGAAAUGCCCGCCUAGGCCUGAAACAUCACAAAGUGCUCCAGACCCAUUGUCGGCACAAGCAAAUACAUUCGGGCCUCCUGAGACAUCUGCAAGGCACAACUAUUCCAAGAAUGCUUUACAUGACCAGCUGCAGGUUCCAAUGACCGAUAGUAAUGCAAUAGAAAGGCUCGAAAUUCAAGACGGAUCUCAUUCAACAUCGGCCAUGGACUGUCAAGUUGAAGCCCCAAAUGAGAUCGAACAAAGCGGCUCGUUGUUGAGCCAGGUCAUUCUGCCAGAAGACCAUGAUUGGUACGAUCCAUGUUUCACAGGCGCUGGAGUUGAGCAAUUUGUCGGGCUUAAUCCUUCCAAUAUCUUCCAACAAGGCUGGAGGACAUUUGGCUAG
Messenger RNA from Penicillium cinerascens, 2148 nucleotides. RefSeq names its product fungal specific transcription factor domain-containing protein. Gene Ontology annotation, cellular component: nucleus. NCBI's taxonomy places the organism in Eukaryota, Fungi, Ascomycota, Eurotiomycetes, Eurotiales, Aspergillaceae. The coding region runs from base 1 to 2148 and encodes 715 amino acids. Gene Ontology annotation, molecular function: DNA binding; zinc ion binding. Gene Ontology annotation, biological process: DNA-templated transcription. The record is from RefSeq and is a predicted model, not a curated record. The transcript is spliced from 9 exons.